AUGCGUUUCCUCAUUGCCACUGCUCUCCUCCUCCUUCUACCCGCCGAAUCAGCCCCGGAGAAGCACACUUCCUACCUCAGCAGCGCCCCUUCAAUUGUCCCUUCUUUCCCUCUCGCCGGCGGCAACCGCCACCCCCCCCCCCGCCGCGAGGCCGGCGAAAAGCUCGACCGCAGCCGCUGCUGCCCUGUUCUCGCUGCCUGGCUCUUUGCUGCCCACGCCCGCUCUGCCCUCCGUUACCAUCCCUCCGCAUCGCCUGCUCCGGUUGGAGAAGAUCCUUCACCAAUGAUGCCGGAGAUUGACUCGAAGCGCUGCGCCGAUGCGCUCCAAACCGCGCUCGCUGCUCGCAACAUCAGUCUUCCCCGCCCCAACGCCACCUGCGACACGGUCCGUUGCUUCUGCGGCAUCCAUCUUCAUCAAAUCAGUUCAUUGUCUUGCUCAACUGAUUUUAACCUCUCGGUUUCCAGCAAGAGCGGAGGUGGCAUUAGACCCACUGGCGACGUCCACGAGCUGGAGCGCGACUGUCGCAAUGCCUCCUAUACCGGCUGCAAUCGCUGCCUCAAUUCCCUCGAAAAGUUAAAAGGCGGCGAAGGUGGCGGCGGUGGGGAGAGGGUGGCGAGGAUGAUGGACCGGGAUUGCCGGCUAAUGGGUCUAACUUGGCUGUUGGGGAGGAAUAAAACGGCCUAUAUUCCGACGGUGUCGGCCGUACUAAGGGCGAUUCUCUACAGCGUUCGCCCACCGACGCCCCCGUACGGAUGCAGUCAGGAUGAAGAGAACAUGCCGCUCGCCGUCGACUCCGUUCAGGUCCAGCGCGCGGCGGCCGGCGUUUAUUCUUCUGUUUCCCGUUAUGCUCCCGUUUUUCUACUUUAUUUUCUGCUGGCUGUCAUUGCUGCUGUUCAGGUUGCAGACUAAGUGAUGGUGUCUAUAUUAGUCAUUUUGGUUUGCAGAUGACUGCAGCAUAUGGUUGAUGUUCUUGCAGCAGUUUUCGGCUUUUUGCCUUUUGAAUUAAGAAAACGACGAGGGAUAGCCAACUAGCGAUAUGUAU
Molecule: messenger RNA, 1042 nt
Organism: Phalaenopsis equestris
Lineage: Eukaryota; Viridiplantae; Streptophyta; Magnoliopsida; Asparagales; Orchidaceae
Exons: 2
Coding region: 1-909 (302 amino acids)
Source: RefSeq, a predicted model, not a curated record